AAAUUAUAAUGCUACAAAGAAAGAUUUUAGUACCUUUAAGAAGAAAAUAAUAAUCAGAAACCUAGCCAGAAGAUGAUUUUUAUUUUGAAAAUAACUUUGAAACUGUAGAGGUCGAAGAAAUAACAUCUAUGUUAGCUAAAAGACUGAAAUUUGAAAAUUAAGAUGAAGGAGCCAAUGAAUCACUUAAGUUGAAAAAAUGUUGUUAUAGUGAUGAUAAAUUUAUAAAUUGCAAACCAGGAUUAGAAAUACUAACUCAGCAGUAGUAGAUUUCAUUUAUACCUAAUGAUAAGAACUGUAUGAAAUAGGUUAAUUAACACAAAAUUGGAGAGAAGAGAACCAUUUAAAUUAAGAAUAUAACUGAAUUUAAACAUAUGAGAACAGGCGAAAUCAACUAUCUUGAAUUUAUUGAAUUUUCAGAUGUUUAAAAAACAUUAAAAUGCAAAAAGAAAAAGGGGACUAGUGAAAUAACAAAGAAGAUUCAUAAAUUUUGAAUAAUUUAAUUGAACAUAGUCAUCG
Messenger RNA from Paramecium sonneborni, 516 nucleotides. The record is from the annotation of a GenBank genome assembly. Lineage: Eukaryota; Ciliophora; Oligohymenophorea; Peniculida; Parameciidae.